AGAUUUGNAAUAAAUAUUUUCAAUAUUCAGAAAAUAAAAAAGCAAAAGAAGUCCUGAAAAAUGAAGGGAUUACUGGAUGAUGCCUUGAUGUUGAUGAUUGUUGUACUGAUGCUACUCACUAGCAACUAUUUUACAUCACCAGCCCAUGGUUACGAUCCGUUGGAUCCUAAUGGGAACAUAACAAUCAGAUGGGACGUGUUGAUAGACAAUGGUGAUGGCACACAAGACGUGAGGCUAUCAAUCGUGAACAACCAGCUGUUCCGCCACGUGGAGCCUCCCGGGUGGCGGCUGAGCUGGGCGUGGGCCCACGAUGAGGUCAUCUGGGCCAUAACCGGCGCCGAGACCACCGAGCAAGGCAAUUGCUCGAGGUUCAAGGGCUCGACACUCCCACAUUGUUGUGAUAAGGAGCCCGUGAUAAUCGACCUAUUGCCCGGCACUCCUUACAACAAGCAGGUCGCCAACUGCUGCCGAGCUGGCGUUCUGUCGUCCCUUUUGCAGGAUCCCAGGAGACAUGUGGCCGCCUUUCAGAUGCAUGUCGGUGGGUCUAAGGCAGUCAGAGUUCCCGAGAAUUUCACGCUCGGAAUCCCGGGCUAUACUUGUGGGCCCGCCUUGAGAGUCGUGCCGACCAAGUUUAGUGAGGAUCAAGGGCGCCGAACGACUCAAGCGCUCGAGACGCAUAAUGUGACGUGUUCGUACUCGCAAUUCCGAGCUUCGGUUGCUCCGAGGUGUUGUGUUUCGUUGUCGGCUUUUUACAACACGACAAUCGUCCCAUGCCCUCGAUGUAGCUGUGCUUGCCAAGGACAACCGGAUUCAUCAUGUCUCAAGCCAGGAGAAAUGCCUCCUGUCCUGCAGCUGUCGCAUAACGAGCCACCCAAGACUUUAGUGCAGUGUUCGGAACAUAUGUGCCCGAUUCAAGUUCACUGGCACAUCAAGCAGAGUUACAAAGAGUACUGGCGGGUCAAAAUCACGGUCAACAAUCUGAAUUUCGUCAAGAAUUACAGCGACUGGAAUAUGGUAGUCUUGCACCCGAAUCUAAAGAAUGUGACACAAGUUUUCAGUUUCAACUAUAAGCCUCUCAACGUCUAUGGCGACAUAAAUGACACAGGAAUAUUUUACGGGAUUCAGUACUACAACGAUUUGCUGCUGCAGUUUGGGAAAAAUGGUAAUGUGCAGUCUGAGAUGUUGAUGAAUAAAGAUAGGAGGACUUUCAGUUUCAGACAGGGAUGGGCUUUUCCUCGGAAAAUAUCAUUUAAUGGAGAAGAUUGCGUAAUGCCGUCACCUGAUGAUUAUCCGAGGCUCCCGAAUUCGGCUCAUUUUCACGCACAGGCAACAACAGCUUUGGUUCUGUUUCUAAUGUCAUUCUUGCUGCUGCUAGUGGCUUGAAAGUGUUACUCUGUUGUUGUUAUUGUUUUGAAUGGUUUGUUUGUUUCCUGGAGCAUUAAUAUAUUAUUGACCAUGAUAAAUUGCUUUUAGCAGUGUUGUUAUGGUGAUUUUUGGAUGAUUUGCAGCUAGAGAUGUUAAAUGGUCUUUGGCCCGACGGGCCGGCCCGUUUAGUCCGGAAAAAAGAAGGUUAGGUCCUUUUAUUAGUAGCCCGUUUAAAUCAGGGCUUUUUAGGCCCGGACCGUUUAACUCGAAGCUCGCUAGGGCUAGCACGUUUAACAUCUCUAUUUGCAGCUCAACAAGAUUUGAUGACUGUUAGAAAAAUAUGAAGGGUGGAACUUGAAUUUGAUGUGGAUUUAUUGGGGAGACUAUUUGUUCCCUUCAAAUAUUUAAAUUAU
Messenger RNA from Striga asiatica, 1778 nucleotides. NCBI's taxonomy places the organism in Eukaryota, Viridiplantae, Streptophyta, Magnoliopsida, Lamiales, Orobanchaceae. The record is from the annotation of a GenBank genome assembly.